CGGCGGGACAAGGGGAUGACUCCCCGGUGCCCCGUGCCCGGUACCGCGGCCCUACGGAGCUGUGUGCGUGCGGCGGGGCUCCGCCGCCAGCCCGAAGCCCGCGGCCCCGCGACGGUCGGUGCCAGCAGCCCGGCGCGGCGCGGGCGGGGCGCGGAGGCGGGGCCGGCGCCCCCGCGGGUGGUCCCGUCGGGCAGGAUGCGCGGGGGCUGCGCGGCGGCGGUGGCGGUGCCCUGGCUGGCCCUGCUGGCCUUCGCCCGGCAGCCCCCCGAGAAGCCGUCGGCCAGCCCCCAUCUCACCCGCCGGCCCUUCCUGGUGGCCUGGAAUGUGCCCACCCAAGACUGCAAGCCCCGCUUCCAGGUGUCCUUUGACUUCAGCAUCUUCGACUUGGAUGCCUCCCCCAACGAGGGCUUCGUGGGGCAGAACCUCACCAUCUUCUACAAGGAACGCCUGGGGCUCUACCCCUACUACACCCGCCAAGGUGUGGCCGUCAAUGGUGGUGUCCCCCAGAACAGCAGCCUGUCGGAGCAUCUCGCCCUCCUCCAGGAGAACAUCGAGAAGUACAUCCGCUCACCCACCAAAGAAGGGCUGGCUGUCAUCGACUGGGAGGAGUGGCGGCCUGUCUGGGCUCGCAACUGGAAGCCCAAGGAUAUCUACCGGGAGGCGUCACAGGAACUGGUGUUACGGCGUCAGCCCACCUGGCCCCCUGAGAGGGUGAACAAGCAGGCAGCAUAUGAGUUCGAGAUGGCUGCCCAGGAGUUCAUGGUGCAAACCCUGCGCAAGGCCAAGAGCUUCCGACCCAAACAGCUCUGGGGGUUCUACCUCUUCCCUGACUGCUACAACCACGACUACAGUAAGAACAAGGAGAGCUACACCGGGCAGUGCCCAGAUGUGGAGAAGUCUCGCAAUGACCAGCUGAAGUGGCUCUGGCAGGAGAGCAUGGCGCUCUACCCCUCCAUCUACCUCGAUGCGCUCCUGGACUCCACUCCCAACAGCCGCAAGUUUGUGCGGGCGCGGGUGAUGGAGGCCAUACGCAUCUCGCAGAAGCACCACGAUGACUACUGCCUACCUGUCUUCGUCUACACCCGGCCCACCUACAUCCGCAAGCUGAAUGUGCUCAGCCAGCCAGACCUGAUCUCCACCAUCGGAGAGAGCGCAGCACUGGGUGCAGCUGGGGCCAUUUUGUGGGGUGAUGCCAUUGACACCAAAAACCGGGAGUUGUGCCAAUUAAUGAAAAACUACCUGGAGGGGGACCUGGGCCGCUACGUGGUGAAUGUCACGACAGCAGCAGAGCUCUGCAGCACGACACUGUGCCAGGGCCGGGGUCGCUGCCUCCGCCAGGACAGCCAUGCUGAUGUCUUCCUCCACCUCAACUCUACCAACUUCCAGCUGCGGCGCCGGGAUGCUGACCACCCUGAGCGCCCCCUCUUCUGGGCCGAGGGCCAGCUCUCCUCUGCUGACAUACUCUUCCUACGGACCCACUUUCACUGCCACUGCUACCAGGGCUGGCAGGGCAGUGGCUGCCAGACGCGUGCUGGCCCCCGCAGUGAUGCCCCUGGCCCUUUGGCACCGCUGGGACUUGGGGUGCUGUGGCUGCUUGCAAGCUGCUGGUACCUGCUCCUGGACUGAGCUGCCCUUUUGUGGCAGUGUAGGAGGAACCUGUUUGAUAUCCCUACCCUGCCUGGGAGGCAGCUAAUCAUGGAGGGCAGUCCCUCACUGUGGUGGUGUGGGGGCAGAGCUGUGUGGUUGCCCCGUCUCUACCCACCCUGCUGCAGUGCAGGUGCCUUUCAUGGGG
Molecule: messenger RNA, 1792 nt
Organism: Prinia subflava (tawny-flanked prinia)
Lineage: Eukaryota; Metazoa; Chordata; Aves; Passeriformes; Cisticolidae
Product: hyaluronidase-2-like
Exons: 4
Coding region: 16-1626 (536 amino acids)
Biological process (GO): hyaluronan catabolic process; carbohydrate metabolic process
Cellular component (GO): cytoplasmic vesicle
Molecular function (GO): hyaluronoglucuronidase activity; hyalurononglucosaminidase activity
Source: RefSeq, a predicted model, not a curated record